Talaromyces proteolyticus is the source of this 1632-nucleotide messenger RNA. RefSeq names its product putative cytochrome P450 monooxygenase. The record is from RefSeq and is a predicted model, not a curated record. Gene Ontology annotation, molecular function: heme binding; iron ion binding; monooxygenase activity. The transcript is spliced from 2 exons. Lineage: Eukaryota; Fungi; Ascomycota; Eurotiomycetes; Eurotiales; Trichocomaceae. The coding region runs from base 1 to 1632 and encodes 543 amino acids.
AUGCACCCAUUUGCCUUUCUCGUUGCUGCGUCUUUGGGCGUGGCAACUCAUGUCUUCCACUUUCAUGAAGGCGAGCAUCACUUGCAUCCUCAACGAUAUAUUCAAGUUGUUCUACUUUUGUUCCUCUCAGGCGCUGCAUAUAUCAAGUACCUUGAGCCAUGCAUAGCAAUCACGGCUGCCGCUCUGUUCUCGGUCAAGCUGCUGAGUAUCUACCUCUCAGGCAUCUACCUAAGCUUGGUGAUAUACCGACUUUUCUUCAACCCCUUGAACAAAUUCCCAGGCCACUUCUUAGCGAGAUUGACGGCAUUCCAUCAUGUCUUCCAAGUCGCCCCAAAGAAAGACAUGUACCGAAAACUGUACGACUCCCAUCAACGACUAGGCAAUUUCGUCCGCACUGGCCCUAACGACCUCUCUGUCGCCGAUGCCGACGUUGUCCGCGUUGCAUUUGCACCACAAUCUGUCUGCACAAAAGCCCCCUGGUACUCUAUUGAACUCCCUGCGUACUCCCUGCAUACAACUCGCUCCCACACGCAACACAACAAACGCCGCCGUAUCUGGAGCCCCGCCUUCAGCGACAAAGCCCUCCGCAGCUACGAACAGCGAGUGCUCAAAUAUAACAAAAUCCUGAUCGACCAGCUCGCCACCUUCUCCGGCAAACCGGUUGACAUGUCAAAAUGGUUCAGCUUGUGGAGUUUCGACGUGAUGGGCGACCUCGCCUUCGGACGGUCCUUCAACAUGCUGAACUCCGCGGACGGGCACUGGGCCAUUAAACUCCUCAACGAAGGCCAGGACAUGGUCGGUUUCGCUUUCCCCACCUGGUUCACUCGCUUGUUGUGGCAUACUCCCGGGGCACAGGCAUCCUAUAGACGGUUUAUGAAAUUCUGCGCAGAGCGGAUCGAGGAACGGAUGGCGGUGCAGGGGAAGCAGCUAGACCCUGAUAUCACGCAUUAUCUGAUUGAGGACUUUAAUGCACAGAGUAAGGAAGAACAGAAGAGGGCCUUGCAUUCGCUUCAUCUCGAUAGCAGGUUGAUUAUUGUUGCGGGGAGCGAUACAACCGCUGCAACGCUGACGUACAUGUUUUACCAUAUCGCUGCGGAGAAUGGGCUUCUUUCUCGUUUGCGGCAGGAAGUCGAACCGGCUAUCGGUAGUGAUGGGACGAUUGAACAUAAAGCGCUACAGGCUUCUACUCUUCUAAAUGGAUGCAUCAAUGAGACCCUACGUCUGCAUCCACCUGUACCCAGUGGACUCUACCGCAAGACUCCCCCAGAGGGUGUAUAUGUGGGAAAAGAAUUCAUCCCAGGAAACACAGUUAUACAAGCGCAUCUCUACUCAAUUGGCCACAGCGAAUCCCACUUCGUCCAAGCAGACGCAUUCAUCCCGGAGCGCUUCUCCUCUCGCCCUGAAUUGAUCAAACAUAAAGACGCCUUCGCUCCGUUUUCGAUGGGUCCCUAUGGCUGCAUUGGUAAAGCCCUGGCUUAUAUGGAGAUCCGGAUGCUAACUGCGUAUUUGAUUACGGAGUUUGAUAUAUCGUUUGCCCCGGGCGAGGAUGGGAGAGAUCUACUGUCGAAAACUGUAGAUCAUUUCACAGUUAGCCUUGGGCCGCUGAAUUUGUGUUUUGCUAGGAGGAGGUGA